AUGAAAGUCCUCGUGUUGGCUGCUCUGCUCACAGUGGGCGCUGCCCAGAGCGGCAUCAGCCCGCGAGCGUUAUGGCAGUUCCGCGGCAUGAUCAAGUGCGCGAUGCCCAGCAGUAAACCCUUGAUGGAUUUCAACAACUACGGCUGCUAUUGUGGCCUGGGUGGAUCAGGGACCCCUGUGGAUGAACUGGACACGUGCUGCCAGACACACGACAACUGCUACCUAGAAGCCAAGAAACUAGACAGCUGUACAUUCCUCCUGGACAAUCCCUACACCGAAAGCUACUCAUACUCGUGUUCUAACACUGAGAUCACCUGCAACAGCAAAAACGAUGCCUGUGAGGCCUUCAUCUGCAACUGUGACCGCACUGCUGCCAUCUGCUUCUCAAAGGUCCCGUACAACAAGCAGCACAAGGACCUGGACACCAAGAAGUACUGUUAG
Balaenoptera acutorostrata (minke whale) is the source of this 441-nucleotide messenger RNA. RefSeq names its product phospholipase A2 group IB (gene PLA2G1B). The transcript is spliced from 4 exons. Gene Ontology annotation, molecular function: signaling receptor binding; calcium ion binding; phospholipid binding. NCBI's taxonomy places the organism in Eukaryota, Metazoa, Chordata, Mammalia, Artiodactyla, Balaenopteridae. The record is from RefSeq and is a predicted model, not a curated record. The coding region runs from base 1 to 441 and encodes 146 amino acids. Gene Ontology annotation, biological process: fatty acid biosynthetic process; arachidonate secretion; lipid catabolic process.